UAAUAACAAGAGGCACUCCUCUUAUCUCCACUCGCUAGCAAACCCUCGCAGCAGCACCAGCAGCAGCACCAAAUCUCGUCGCCCCGCCGACACCGCCGCCGGGGACCACGAACGGACGCGCCGACUUCGGAUCCGCGUCUCGCCGGGCUUCGAACGUACGGCACUGAACGGACGCGGGAUUUGGCUGCUCGCCGCCACCGAACGGCCCGCUGGAUUUAACCACCGCAGGCACCGAACGCGCAGCUUCUCCGGGCUAGGGAGAUAAUCCAUGCAGCCGAGGUCCCGCAUUCGCGGCCGCGGCCCACCGCCCUCGGGAGGACGCUACCGUCGCCGAUCCCCGCCUCCGCCCUCCCCGCGCCACAAGCGCCUCCCGCGUGACCCGCCCCCUCCCCAGUCGCAGAGGCGCAGCCCUGACCUACCGCCGCCGCGGCGCUACGAGGAGAAUCACCUCCCCGGCGGCUCCGCCGUCUGCGGGCGUUCGCGUGCCGACAUCCUGCUCGAGGCCGGCCGGCUCGCCGCGCACUACUUGGUCGCCAAAGGCGUCCUCCCCGAGGACAUUCUCCGGGUCAGGGAGGACCCAAAGCGCAAUCCCGUCUCCCGCCCCGAGCCCCCCGUUCCCGCUCCCGGUCCCGCUCCCGCCAGCUACGUGAGGAAGCGAGGCGAGGACGACGGUCCGAGGUGGGGGCGGAGUGGAGGCGGAGCUGGGGUCUGGGGCCGCGGCAAGGGGGACGACGACAGGCAAGUCCGGAGGUCGGGGUGGGACAGCAGGAGCAACAGCUUCGACGGCAGGCGUAAGCACAACGACGGCGGCAGCGGCGGUGAUGUUGACCUGGGCGUGGGCGGCCGCCGGACACGCGACUACGAUGAGCCGAAGAGACGGCCAAUGUCAAGGUCCUAUUCACAUAACGAUCGCCGGGCGUCGGUUGAUGGCAGAGUGGAUCGAAGGAGGAGAAGUAGGAGCAGGAGCAGAAGCAGAAGCAGGACCAGGACCAGGACCAGGAGCGACUACGGUGGCAGCAGGAGGGAUUCAGAAUGGCGAGCAGGCAGUCGUGAUUUGGAUCACACCAAGGUGCCAGACUCUGGCAUUAUUCCUGCCGCUGCUGGUGAUGGUGAUGUGCACUACGCAGAUGGUGAUGAAAUGCCAAGGCAGCCGAAGGUACCUAGUUCUGUGGUGGUUGCAGAGGUGAAUGACAGUGCUGGACAAGCUAUGGCUAUCGAAGAUGGGCUGAUGGAGUCAGAGAUCAUUGGACUGGAUCAUGCUCAAAACAUUUCUGAAGACGAGGAUGGCGAGUUUGCAGAAGGCAUUUCUGAAGACGAGGAUGGUGAGUUUGCAGAAGACAUUUCUGAAGACGAGGAUGGUGAGUUUGCAGUUACUGGCUUAAAUGAUGAAGAUGGUGGUGAAGUGGAUGUCUCCCAGCGCCAACUGUCUGAUGUGGAUGUCCAUCCAUCGGAGUCUGUUGAGGAACCAAUGCAUAUGCAGCCCCAGCUCAGCAAUGUUGAGGACAAAAAUGAAACUGGCACUGCACGCAUGGAUGCAUGCAUGGUAGAACCAUUGGCAGACAACAAUGGUUGCUCUGAAGUAAGUUAUGAAAUGGAGGCUCCACUGGGUGAAGUUGAAACUGGUGUUGGUGAUCUUAAUAGAGAUGAACAAGAGCUGCCAGCUUGGUACAGAAUUUUUGACCUCAACGCCGUCGAAACUCCAGAGGGCUGUGAAAUGUCCAAGAUUUCUGGCGGUCCUCCUGCAGAGCAUGUUAGUGAUUAUGCGCCUGAUUUACUCGGUCGGAUGAACGAACAAGCGAACUAUGAUACUUCACAAACUCAAGGUCAAGAUGGGCAUGCAGGGUCUAAUCACCUGUUGGAGGAUGGGCAUGAUUUGAAUAACUGUGAUCUGAACAAUGAGGCUGAUGAACAUGCACAGGAUGAUACUUUAGAAAUUCAAGGUCAAGAUGAGCAUGCUGGGGAUAAUCACCUGUUGGAGGAUGGACAUGAUUUGAUUAAGUAUGAUCUGAACAAUGAGGCUGAUGAGCAGGCACAGGAUAAUCACCUGUUGAGCAAUGAGGAAUUACUUCUAAAUCAUGGCAUGGCUGUGCAUCAUUUGGAUAAUUGCCAUCUGAGCAAUGAGCAAAUGCUUCUGAAGCAAAUUGCGGAUGAACAGGAACAUGAUCAUCAGGAGAACAAGCGGAUGCUUAUAAAUCAGGGCACUAUAGUGCAAGGUUUGGACAGUCACCAUGUGAAUGAUGAACGGUUGCUGCUAAGUCAUGGUGCGGAUGAGCAUCAAGAUGAAUAUCACCGGAUGGAGCAAGAGCCCAUGCCUUUUCCUUUGGGUGUGCAUGAUUUGGAUAGCUACGAUCUGAAGAGCGAGGAAAUACUUUUAAAUAAAGGUGAAGACCAACAUGCAGCAGAUAUAUGCCAUUUGAAGGAUGGACAAAUACUUUUAGAUCUGGUUGCGGAUGGAGAAGGUAGAGUUCACAAUAUGGGCAAUGGGCGAACAAUUCCAGUAAUUGAUCUGGAAGAUGAUUACGAAGAGCAGUCUGAUACCAGGGAUACUGGAAGUGAUAUCUCACAUAAAUACACGGAUAAUGUUCUACAAAAACAUACCUGUUCUCAAGACCAGCAAACCUCAAGUUUUCCGGACAAUCCUCAGACUACCAAACAAGCAGCUUCUUCUUCAUCUGUUACACCAAAAUUUGGAAUGGAAACAGGUGUAUUGGAAGGGGUGCUGUGAAUGCACAGCACAGCAGCACAGAAGUUAUCAAUGUCUGGGGCCUGCAAACCUCUGAACUUGGGAAAUCUUCAUGAGCCCUGUUGUUUGUGCACUCAGACCCUACAUUCUGCAUCAGCUUACUGUUACCCUGGACCACGAGAAGCUUGCACCAGACCGGUUGCUGAAGUUAGUUGAUUGGUCAUUGUUUUGUAUGUUGGGUAAUACUCCUUUCAGAUUUCUAGUGGUCACAUUAGCAUGCUGGUCUAGUGAUACUUCCGACCCUGAAAUUAACUGGUAUUAAUAUAGAUGUCGCGCCGCCGGUAUGUCUGGUAGCUGAAAAGCUCACACUUUUUUGACCGGAAAUGUUAUGCAGGUGUUAGUCGUCCAACCAUUCUGUGCUGCGGCUGCUGCCCGUGCUCUCCUGCUUUGCAUCGUGAAGUGCAAGAAGGAUACUCGGGUGCAGCUCAUCAGGCAGAGGUUGUACGCAUCUAAUGGCCAAACAUAAGCUUAUUUUCUGCAGAAGGUUUCCUGCCUUGUACUCUUUGGAUUGCAGAGGUAGUGCUUGAUUUCAGAUUGCACGAGGUGUGCCUGCAGGAACCGAGUUGGAUACAGAUUCAGUACUCUUUGGUUUGUGCAAACUUCCUGCAAUAUAUCGUCCAGGAAUGCCAUGAACUGGGAAAAUCGAUACCUUGGUCUGAGCACACUGGUGUGCAUAAUACCAUGAUAAAUUACUGUU
Messenger RNA from Phragmites australis (common reed), 3440 nucleotides. RefSeq lists its product as uncharacterized. Bases 269 to 2725 code for a protein of 818 amino acids. NCBI's taxonomy places the organism in Eukaryota, Viridiplantae, Streptophyta, Magnoliopsida, Poales, Poaceae. The transcript is spliced from 3 exons. The record is from RefSeq and is a predicted model, not a curated record.